AUGCGAUUGUUGCUGUGCAAGAAUUGGUUUACGUCGCCCGUCAUCUCGCCGCUACUCUACACACGCUGCCUAUCCGCAAUGACUAACGCUGCCAGCUUUCCCAUUGCUCCCCAAGCCCCGCCCACCUGGUCGUUUACUCCCACAGACAUUGGCGGGAAGACCACAGAGAUCAUCGAUAAGAGCAACAAGUUCUAUGAACUCAUGAGUCAGGUGGAAAGCCCCUCUGUGACGAAUUUCAUCGAGCCUUUCAUGAAGUUUGAAAACGAAUUGGGCCCAAUCAUUAAUCGAUUGACUUUCUUGCAGCACGUGUCGUCUGACAAGGAAAUUAGAGACGCGUCUGUAGAUUCCUCGAUGAAGCUAGACGAGUUGAACAUCGAUUUGUCGCUGCGUCAUGAUAUCUUUCUGCAAUUUGCUCGCGUCUGGCAAGAUGCUCAGCCAAAGGCGGAUUCCCUCAAAAAGGAAACCUUUAAAUAUAUUGAGAAGUCUUACAAGGACUUCAUUCAUUCUGGUUUGGAACUGGAUGAGGCGAACCGUCUGAAGAUCAAAGAGAUCAAAAAGAAAAUUUCCAUGAACUCCAUAAAUUUUUCCAAGAAUCUCGGUGAACAGAAGGAAUAUAUCACUUUCACCAAAGAGCAACUGGAGGGUGUGCCGGACUCCAUCUUGGCGCAGUUUGAGACAACCAAGUCCGAGAAAGGUGGUGAAGACACUCUGUAUAAAGUUACUUUCAAGUACCCGGACAUUUUCCCCGUGAUGAAAUUGGCAUCCUCAGCCCAGACCAGAAAGCAGGCGUUUCUGGCGGACCAGAAUAAGGUCCCUGAAAAUGAGGCCAUACUGUUGGACACAUUGAAAUUACGUGACGAAUUGGCCUCCUUACUGGGCUACAACACGUAUGCCGACUAUAACCUAUACGAUAAAAUGGCCAAGGAUAGCAGAACGGUAAUGGACUUUUUGAACGAUUUGAAAGGCAAGUUGAUUCCGCUGGGCAAAAAAGAGUUGCAAGUCCUGCAAGACAUGAAAGUCAAGGACGUCGAAAGGUCUAAAAAGGAUGAAGAUCCAAAUUAUUACAUCUGGGAUCACCGCUAUUAUGAUAACAAGCAUCUGCUAGAGAACUUCAAUGUAGAUUUAGAGAAAAUUUCCGAAUAUUUCCCCUUGGAGACUACGAUUACGGGCAUGUUACAAAUUUACGAAACUUUGUUCAACCUUAAAUUUAUCGAAACUAAAGAACCCCAAAAUAAAUCUGUCUGGCAUGAAGAUGUCAAGCAAUUGGCCGUCUGGAACAUGGACGACCCCAAGUCUCCAAGGUUUAUUGGGUGGAUCUAUUUCGAUUUGCAUCCUCGCGAUGGUAAAUAUGGCCAUGCAGCCAACUUCGGUUUAUCCUCAUCGUUCAUGAUCAACGACUCCAAAAGAUCAUAUCCGGUCACUGCAUUGGUUUGUAAUUUCUCCAAAUCCACAAAGGAUAAGCCUUCUUUGUUGAAGCAUAACGAAAUAGUAACGUUUUUCCAUGAACUGGGUCAUGGUAUCCAUGAUCUGGUGGGCCAAAACAAGGAAUCGAGGUUCAACGGUCCCGGAUCUGUCCCAUGGGAUUUCGUAGAAGCGCCUUCUCAAAUGUUGGAAUUUUGGACCUGGAAUAAAAAUGAACUAGUAAGUCUGUCGUCGCAUUAUAAGACGGGUGAAAGAAUCCCAGAGUCUUUGAUCGACUCUUUGAUCAAAACUAAGCAUGUCAACGGGGCUUUAUUCACCCUAAGACAGUUGCAUUUUGGAUUAUUUGAUAUGAAAGUGCAUACUUGCAAGGAUUUAGAAAACUUAUCGAUUUGUCAUACCUGGAAUCAAUUGAGACAGGAGAUCUCUUUGAUGCCCAAUGGCGGUACUUUAUCCAAGGGUUAUGAUUCUUUCGGGCACAUAAUGUCGGAUUCUUACUCUGCUGGUUAUUAUGGUUACUUAUGGGCGGAGGUCUUUGCCACUGAUAUGUACCAUACAAAAUUCGCAAAGGAUCCCCUCAAUACCAAGAAUGGUGUACAGUAUCGUGAUAUCGUCUUGGCCCGUGGUGGUCUUUAUGAUAUUAAUGAUAACCUGAAGGAAUUCCUUGGUAGAGAACCUUCUAAGGACGCCUUCUUAAAGGAGCUGGGCUUACAAAGCUGA
Molecule: messenger RNA, 2139 nt
Organism: Saccharomyces kudriavzevii IFO 1802
Lineage: Eukaryota; Fungi; Ascomycota; Saccharomycetes; Saccharomycetales; Saccharomycetaceae
Gene: PRD1
Product: metalloendopeptidase
Exons: 1
Coding region: 1-2139 (712 amino acids)
Biological process (GO): peptide metabolic process; proteolysis
Cellular component (GO): mitochondrial intermembrane space
Molecular function (GO): metalloendopeptidase activity
Source: RefSeq, a predicted model, not a curated record